GCUGGUAACUCCGUGUCGACCGAGACUUUCCUGCCAAUCUGUCCAAUCAGAGUUUACUGACAGAGUGGAAGUUGUUCACUACGUCCUUCAUACAAAACUGUUUCAGUCAAAGUUGUGGCGUGGAGAUUCAGCGAAGAAACCGACAACUUUAGCUAAGUUUCUUUUUUUGUGGAGAAGACGUGUUUGUGAUACAAACAAACAUAACGUGCUCCGGCGGUUACGGUAUGGGAAAUUAACAUUAACUACGUUGUAUCCUUGUGCUGGGCUAUGGGUGUCACACUGCUGUAUUCCUGACGGACAACACCGACUACCGCGGCUGCUCAGUGUAAUAGUUCUAGCAUGCCACGCAGGCAGCUAACUUCUCCAAAGAAAAGGAAACUUCGCCCUCAACCCAGAAGUGAUCUAAACAGUAUGCUACUUUGACAUUUUCUACAUUUUGACGUGGAUUUUCCUUUUCUUUUCUUUUUAAACUCCAAAAAUGAUGAAGAUUAGGAGAUACCUAAGGGGGAGUGGGAGGGUACUCGCAUUUGUGUUCAUUGCCUCUAUUAUUUGGCUGCUGCUGGACAUGGUCGCACUUCGGUUAUCAAUGAACGAUGUGAACAGUCAGCUGCUGAAGGAGCGAGUUGUAAGAGAAAGGGAGGUUUUCAAACAGUCCAGGGUGACAGAGGUGGUGAAAAGGAGGUUUAAACACCCAAUUCAGAGAGUGGACUUUGCUGUUACACAUGCUGGGAAAGGACCACUCAGUUCAAGCAAACUAUCCCAAGUGUACAGACAGGGAGACAAGCAACACGAUCAAAUGUUGGGGGAUAAAAAGAUGAACCCUUCUAAUCACCAAGUAGAUAAUCUGUCCAAGAAUGCCCAGCCCAAAUAUGUUGCUUCUGAACAUAAAGAAGGACCCGCCAUACGAAAUGUCACUCCAAAGCAGGGUGUUCCUGCAAACAAGAAAGCAGUAGACUUGGAUCAGAAUGGGUCGAAAGUAGAGAAAAGUAGUAAAAUGGAUGGCUCUAUUAAAGUGACAUUACCUGUAGUAGUGCCUAAUAUAACCCAAGUUCCACCUGGUGUUCAGGACAACAAACACGUUCCUCUACCACGUUCAAAGACGGGAGAUAUUGUACAAAACGCUCCGGACAAAAUAGAUUCAAAGACGAACGAAAAAGUCAAGGAUGAAUCUGAGACCAAGAGUGGAACAAAGGUGAGUCAGAAACAGGUUAGGACGAUCGCCAAGAGUGACCCUAAGGCAGCGAAACCUACAAUCAAGCUCCAAGCAGGAGAGGACUCCAAGGAUAACUCCACUGCUGUUAAAAAACCAGGUGUCCACAAAGUGCUUUCUCUGGAUGUGACUAACGCUCCCCGAGAUGCCAACGCGAUGGGCCAGUUUGGUCAGGCAGCCCUUGUCGGCAGUAACGAAGAUGGAGAGGUGAAGAAGAGAUGGAACGAAGGGCAUUUUAAUGUCUUCCUGAGCGACAAGAUCCCAGUGGACCGGGCCGUCCCGGACACCAGGCCUGAGAUGUGUCCCCAGCAUCUGGUCCAUGAUAACUUGCCGUCCACCAGUGUGAUUUUCUGUUUCGUGGAUGAAGUGUGGUCCACGCUCCUGCGCUCUGUGCACAGUGUGUUAAACAGAUCUCCACCACACCUCCUCGAAGAGAUCAUUCUGGUGGAUGAUUUCAGCACCAGAGACAACCUGAAGGAGCAGCUCGAUGUGUACAUGUCCCAGUUUCCCAAAGUGCGAAUCGUUCGUCUGAAGGAGCGGCAGGGCCUGAUCAGGGCCAGGCUCGCUGGAGCUGCUGUAGCCAAAGGUGAGGUCCUUACCUUCCUCGACUCCCACAUUGAGUGUAACGUGGGCUGGCUGGAGCCGCUGCUGGAGAGAGUCUAUCUGGAUCGUAAGAAGGUGCCCUGUCCGGUUAUUGAAGUUGUCAGUGAUAAGGACAUGAGCUAUAUGCUGGUUGACAACUUCCAAAGAGGUAUUUUCAAAUGGCCGCUGGUGUUUGGCUGGAGCGCAUUACCAGCAGAGUACAUUAAGAAGCACAACAUGACUAUCUCAGACCCCAUCAGAUGUCCAGUUAUGGCUGGAGGCCUUUUCUCUAUAGACAAGAAAUACUUCUAUGAGCUUGGUGCCUAUGACCCUGGCCUGGAUGUGUGGGGGGGGGAGAACAUGGAGAUUUCAUUUAAGAUCUGGAUGUGUGGAGGGGAAAUCGAGAUUAUCCCCUGCUCUCGAGUAGGACACAUCUUCCGAGGACAGAAUCCUUACAAGUUCCCCAAAGACAGGCAGAAGACAGUGGAGCGUAACCUGGCGAGGGUGGCAGAGGUCUGGCUGGACGAGUACAAGGACCUUUUCUACGGCCACGGCUACCACCACCUGCUGGAUAAAAAGAGCAUCGACAUCGGCGACCUCACCGAGCAGAUUGCGCUGAGGAAGAAGCUCCAAUGCAAGAGCUUCAAGUGGUACCUGGAUAAUGUGUAUCCAGAUAUGAACCCUCCUUUAGUCAAAGCUGAAGGCCUGGUCUUUAAUCGUGGCUUAAGAAAAUGCCUCACUAUGCAGAAAGGCUCUCUGUUGUUUGAGAAAUGUGAUCUCAGCAAGCAAAGUCAGCACUUUAAUUACACCUGGAUGAAUCACGUUCACCAGCAAGAUCUAUGCAUCGCAUCGCAAGGCAAGGGCAGCGGCUUCGCUUUACAAUUAUGUGACAAAGCCAAGCCUGAACAUCGCUGGUUCCACAAAUCACCCAACUCCGCUCUGGCGGAGCACCUCAUAGCAGACUUUGUUUCCCAGCACAUGUGCCUGGAGGCGGGGCCUCAGGGUGACACUCUUCGCCUCAAUCCAUGCGAAAGCGGAAACUCCUUCCAAAAGUGGCAGUUCACACACUACCACGCUCAGUGACGAGACUGAAAUGUGUCAAACAUGCGUUAAGAGACCUUCAGUGGCCUCACACUACAGUACGGUCUGUGGUCCAGACUCAACACACGACUGUCGAGAGGAAGGACACGCUUUGGUGGCAGUAACGUGGUGUAAAGCAGAGGUGUGGGGAUGUGCAAUGUUUCUAAUUUCCUUUUUUAUUAUAUCAGCAUGGACUGACUUUGAGUUUUAAACACAUGUGCCACAAGAAAGAGAGCAUCCUCUCUCUGUUCCAGAACGGUUUGGACCGGAGUUUGUUAAAGGGAUUCAGGUGAACGUCUAUGGAAGAACACUCUAUAUUGAGCACAACAUAAUUCACUGCCAAACAUAAACAGUGCCUCUUAAAAUUAACAGAUGUAAAAAAUUUAAAAAAGAUUUUCAUCUUGUGUUUGUUCUGCUGGGACUGGGAUUGCAUGUAAUAUAGAAUGUAUACAUUUGUAUUAAACGUAUCGCAUAUUUUCAGCGAGACAUCUUCUUUUUCAGAUGUUGCAUACUUUUAUGUUUGAUGAGGCACAUGGCUAAAACAGAUGCUUCUAUGGUUUUAAAGGUUCAAUGUGUAAGACAUGCCAGAAUUUAAACUUAAAACAAUUAACGUUAACAACAGAAUGUGAAGAGAUUACAGUGUUGGCGUUAGGUCAAAGACCUCAAUGUGAUGUGUUGCAGAGAUAUCUGGUGAAAGGUUCUGACCUCAGCCACAGCAAAUGCGAUACACAACAUCAAGAACAAAUCAGAAUACAAUACAUAUACCAAACUACUACAACAUUGAACCUUUAAAAGCCGCAUUAUUUCGGUGCAGGUUUUGUUGUGAAAACUGUCCAUUUGUAUGAAUUUCUUCUUGUCACUAGAGGGAAGUGUUGGUUCAAAACACGCAAUAAACCUGUGAUAUCAUGAUUGUGUGGCCUGUUAUCAAACCCUUUAACCACAUACUGAUGGAAAUGCAUUUUCUUAAGAAAGUACAAAUAAAAAGAUUUUGUUAAAGAUA
Cottoperca gobio is the source of this 3872-nucleotide messenger RNA. It is a transcript of the gene galnt5, whose product is annotated as polypeptide N-acetylgalactosaminyltransferase 5. Gene Ontology annotation, molecular function: polypeptide N-acetylgalactosaminyltransferase activity. NCBI's taxonomy places the organism in Eukaryota, Metazoa, Chordata, Actinopteri, Perciformes, Bovichtidae. Gene Ontology annotation, cellular component: Golgi apparatus. The record is from RefSeq and is a predicted model, not a curated record. Gene Ontology annotation, biological process: protein O-linked glycosylation.